Centruroides sculpturatus (bark scorpion) is the source of this 475-nucleotide messenger RNA. RefSeq names its product amino acid transporter AVT3B-like. The record is from RefSeq and is a predicted model, not a curated record. Gene Ontology annotation, molecular function: amino acid transmembrane transporter activity. Gene Ontology annotation, cellular component: vacuolar membrane. Gene Ontology annotation, biological process: amino acid transmembrane transport. The transcript is spliced from 5 exons. Lineage: Eukaryota; Metazoa; Arthropoda; Arachnida; Scorpiones; Buthidae. Bases 16 to 459 code for a protein of 147 amino acids.
GGAAUAGAUUUUGCCAUGAUAGUAAAGCUAUUUUUGUGUGUGUCUUUAUUUUUUACUUAUCCAGUUAUGAUGUUUCCAGUUACAAGAUUAUUAGAGACAAGAUUUUUGGAUUCUAAAGAGAAUCAAAUAUUUCAACAGAAUCUGUUACGUCUGCUUUUGGUGUCAUUAACUGGUUUAAUUGUAAUUCUUGUUCCAAAUUUUGCAAAUCUUAUGGCUUUUAUUGGAGCAACAUGUUGCACAUUAUUAGCUUUUAUAUUACCUGGAUUAUUUCAUUUUUUCACUUUCAGAAGCACAAUUACAAAGUGGGAAUGUGUUUUUGAUUGUUGGUUAAUAUUAUUUGGCUUGGCUGGUUCUGUUAUUGGUACACAGGAUGCUUUGCAAAGAAUGAUGGGAUUUCAAACAACAAAACAAUAUUUGUCUGUUAAUAGCACAAAUUUACAAGUAUCCAUGACACAUUAAUAUAAAUAACAGUUUA